AUGGGCAAGUCCGGCACGGGCAAGACGUCGAUGCGCUCGUUUAUCUUCUCGUCGUACCGUUCGGAGGACACGCAGCGCCUUGGAAGCACCAUUGAGGUGGAACAUUCGCAUGUGCGUUUCCCUGGCAACCUCGUGCUCAAUCUGUGGGACUGUGGUGGCCAAAAGUCGUACAUGGAGAACUAUAUGAACUCGCAGCGCGGGCAGGUGUUUAGCGGAGUAGCGGCUCUGAUCUACGUUGUCGACGUCGUCAGCACUGACGAGGAGGCGGGCGACGGGCGCGAGUGGGAGACGGAUCUGCGCUACUUUCGGGACUGUGUGUCUGCGCUGCAAUCGCACUCGCCAGACGCGGAGGUAUUUUGCCUGCUGCACAAGAUGGAUCUGAUUGAGCCAUCGCGCCGCCGCGACAUUUACCGCCGCCGCGUCGCGGACCUGCGCAAGAAGACACGCGAGGUGAUGCAGGAGCAUGCGUCGUCGCCGCUGGCGCGGGAUGUGAUUCACCUGCAGUGCUUCGCGACGAGUAUCUGGGAUGCCACACUCUACAAGGCGUGGUCGAGCAUCGUACAUGCCAUUGUCCCGGACGUGGAGCGCUUUGAGGAGCAUCUGACGCAGCUCGGCGCGCAGUGCUCGGCCGCGGAGGUCAUUCUAUUCGAAAGGGCGACGUUCCUGGUCAUGUCCCACUACAGCCGCUUAGAGGCAGCAGACGAGUCGGCCAAGCCGCACUCGCCGGACGUGCACAUGGUGCGGGCGCAAAGCACCGACGACCCGGAGGAAGCACUGCUCGACGGCCUUUCCCAGAGCAUGCUGCCGUCCUCCGAUGUCCCUUCUGCGCCGGCGCGCAUGCUUUCUGACGACCGCUUCGAGCGCGUUAGUGAGCUGGUCAAGCAGUUCAGACUAACCUGCCUGUGCGUUGCUGCAGCUGACCGCAGCGAGUCCCAGUACAAUGUCAAGGCGCUUGAGCUGCGCACGCCCACCUUCCUCGCGUACAUGGACACGCUCACGUCGAGCACCCUCAUCCUGAUUGUGGUCACGGACCCCCGUAUCCGUACGUGCCUGCCACUCACACAGAAUUGA
Molecule: messenger RNA, 1071 nt
Organism: Malassezia sympodialis ATCC 42132
Lineage: Eukaryota; Fungi; Basidiomycota; Malasseziomycetes; Malasseziales; Malasseziaceae
Gene: GTR1
Exons: 2
Coding region: 1-1071 (356 amino acids)
Biological process (GO): negative regulation of autophagy; positive regulation of TORC1 signaling; cellular response to starvation
Cellular component (GO): nucleus; Gtr1-Gtr2 GTPase complex; fungal-type vacuole membrane
Molecular function (GO): GTPase activity; GTP binding
Source: RefSeq, a predicted model, not a curated record